AUGGCUUUCCUUUGGGUUCUCGCUUGCUUUGCCUUCAUUGGCACAGCCUAUGGACAGAUUUGUGGUGUCCCAGCCAUCAGUCCUGUAGUCUCAGGCUAUGCACGAAUUGUGAAUGGUGAAGAUGCAAUUCCUGGAUCAUGGCCUUGGCAGGUCUCCUUGCAGCAACAAAAUGGCUUCCAUUUCUGUGGUGGUUCCCUGAUUAACGAAAACUGGGUUGUUACUGCUGCCCAUUGCACCGUGAGUACCAGGCAUAUUGUGGUUGUUGGAGAAUACAACAAGUGCACAGCAGAUUCCAAAGCUCAGUUUAUCCCUGUUGCUCGGGCUAUUACUCACCCCUUGUGGAACCCGAAUACCAUUGAAAACGACAUCAGUCUUGUCAAGCUCUCAAGCCCUGUUUCAUUCGAUGCCGAGAUCUCUCCUGUCUGCCUUGCUUCAGCAUACAAAACAUUCAGUCCUGGCAAGCAGUGUGUCACUACCGGAUGGGGCCUGACUCGCUACAACGCUUUCUUUACACCUUGCACCCUGCAGCAGACCGCUCUCCCUCUCCUGAGCAACCCUGAGUGUGAGCAGUUUUGGGGCAACAAGAUUGAUGAUACGAUGAUUUGUGCUGGUGCUGCUGGUGCCUCCUCCUGCAUGGGCGACUCAGGUGGACCCCUUGUCUGCCAGGAUGCAGGAACCUGGUACUUGACAGGAAUUGUCUCCUGGGGUAGUGGCCGGUGCUCUCCACAGAUACCUGGAGUCUACGCCCGAGUGUCCGAGCUCCGGAACUGGAUCGAUCAGACACUCGCCAGUAACUAA
Mobula hypostoma (lesser devil ray) is the source of this 798-nucleotide messenger RNA. RefSeq names its product chymotrypsin B-like. The transcript is spliced from 7 exons. NCBI's taxonomy places the organism in Eukaryota, Metazoa, Chordata, Chondrichthyes, Myliobatiformes, Myliobatidae. Gene Ontology annotation, molecular function: serine-type endopeptidase activity. The record is from RefSeq and is a predicted model, not a curated record. Bases 1 to 798 code for a protein of 265 amino acids. Gene Ontology annotation, biological process: proteolysis.